UCUUGGUCUCUACUUGUCCUAUUCUGUGAAAUGAAACACGGAAUAGCCAAUUUUCAGUGCCCUGCGGAACUGAGGGGAACAGCGAAGAGAAGCCAUGUUCGUGAUUUAACCGAUCGAAACCCACAGUUUAUUGGUGAUUGCUCGAUGGUUUCUGUAAUAAAUCGGUGGUAAGUCUACACUGGCACUCGCUACUCAGUCGCAGAGACGGAGAAGCAGAGGGCCAGGUUCGAUCCAGUGAAGUCAAACGCAGCUUGCGAUGCCAGCCGCGGAUGCAGAGCCGGGCAUCAUGAGCGGAGACACGGUGGCUGCAGCCUCGGCCUUACCGAACCAGCCCCCCAGUGAACGCGCUGUCAGUGUGCUAUGGUCGUUUGGAAAAUGCCUGGGUGCGCUUCUACCGGUGUACCUGGCCGGAUACUACGGUUUCAGCAUCAGCGUUGUCCUGUUCGGGCUGAUGAUCUACAUGGGAUGGAAGCACAGUCGACUGGAGAAAGUGAUUCGGCUCAAGUCUGCCAUGUACCUUCUGGAGAACGAGAGGGAACUGACUACUGAAAAGGUUUUCAGAGCCAAAAGGGAUUUGCCUCCCUGGGUCAACUUUCCUGAUGUGGAAAAAGUGGAAUGGCUGAACAAGAUCCUGCAGCAGGCUUGGCCUUUUGUAGGCCAGUAUAUGGAGAAGUUGCUGGUGGAAACCAUUGCUCCUGCCAUCCGUGCCUCCAGUAUUCAUCUGCAGACUCUCAGCUUCACCAAGGUCAACAUAGGAGACAAGGCUUUGAAGGUGGUUGGCGUAAAGGCUCACACAGAACACGAUAAGAGACAAGUUAUGUUGGAUUUGUACCUGAGCUAUGCUGGUGAUGUUGAAGUCAAUGUUGAAAUCAAGAAGUACUUUUGCAAAGCUGGUGUGAAAGGAAUCCAGCUACACGGGAAGCUGCGUGUGAUCCUGGAGCCUUUGAUUGGAGAUGUUCCACUGGUUGGAGCCAUCACAAUGUUCUUCAUCCGCAGGCCUAAAUUGGACAUCAACUGGACUGGGCUGACCAACCUGCUGGAUAUCCCUGGGCUGAAUGCCAUGUCGGACACUAUGAUAAUGGAUGCAAUAGCCUCCCACCUGGUGCUCCCCAAUCGUCUCACUAUUCCCCUGGUGGCCGACCUGCACGUUGCGCAGCUCCGCUCCCCUCUCCCAAGGGGAGUUGUGCGUAUCCAUCUGUUGGAGGCGGAGGACCUAACUGCUAAGGACACAGUCAUCAAAGGCUUAAUCGACGGGAAAUCAGACCCGUAUGCCGUUUUGCGUGUAGGAACCCAGAUCUUCACCUCUCAUCACGUAGACAGCAACUUGAACCCACAGUGGAGGGAGAUGUAUGAGGUGAUUGUCCAUGAAGUACCUGGUCAGGAGUUGGAAGUGGAAGUAUUUGACAAAGACCCAGACCAGGAUGACUUCCUGGGGAGGGCCAAGGUGGACCUUGACAUUGUCAAGAAGGCCAGAGUUGUGGAUGAUUGGUUCAAUCUGAGGGAUGUGCCAUCUGGCAGCGUUCACCUCCGGCUGGAGUGGCUCUCUCUGCUGUCCUCUGCUGACAGACUGAGUGAGGUGAUCCAGAAGAACGAGAACUUGACCAGCAAGACAGCUGAACCUCCAUCUGCCGCCAUCUUGGCCGUCUAUAUUGACCAAGCUCAUCAACUGCCUAUGAGAAAAGGCAAUAAGGACCCAAGCCCAAUGGUCCAGGUGUCCAUUCAGGAUUCAACUAAAGAGAGCAAGACUUGUUACGGAACCAACAGCCCUGUGUGGGAGGAUGCUUUUACCUUCUUCAUUCAGGAUCCUCGCAAACAAGACAUUGACAUUCAAGUCAAAGAUGACGACCGUGCUCUGUCCCUGGGCAGCCUGACCAUCCCUCUGACCCGUAUUCUGGCGACCCCUGAACUCACCAUGGACCAGUGGUUCCAGCUGGAGAAUUCUGGUUCAGCCAGUCGCAUUUACGCCAAAAUUGUGCUUAGGAUUUUGUGGCUAAGCGAUGAUGCCACUCCUACAACUCCAUCUCCUCGGCCUUUAUCCUCUGGAUCUGGGAUAGGUCAGGGGGGAAUCACAUCAGAACUGAACCCUGCUGGGCCAGGCGGGUUAGCUAAACCUCAACCAGCGCAACCGCAGCACACCACACCCGACCCAGAGUUCUCAACUGAGGGUGUGCUGCGUGUUCACCUGGUAGAGGCCCAAAACCUGAUAGCCAAGGACAACUUCAUGGGGGGGAUGGUGAAGGGAAAGAGUGACCCCUAUGUUAAGAUACGUGUUGCUGGUAUCACCUUCCGCAGCCACACCAUCAAAGAGAACCUCAAUCCCACCUGGAAUGAGCUCUAUGAGGUGAUUUUGACCCAGCUUCCUGGUCAGGAGAUCCAAUUUGAGUUGUUUGACAAGGACAUCGACCAGGAUGACUUCCUUGGAAGAUUCAAGCUUAACCUACGAGAUAUCAUCAGCGCACAAUUCAUCGAUACGUGGUACACUCUGAAUGAUGUGAAGUCAGGCCGAGUUCACCUGGUGCUGGAGUGGCUGCCCAGAGUCACUGACCUACCCAGACUGGAGCAGAUCCUGCAAUACCAGUCCCAGCAAUCGUACCAGAACAAGGUUGUGCCAUCAGCAGCUGUGCUAUUUGUGUAUGUGGAGCGUGCCCAUGGCCUUCCGUUGAAGAAGAGUGGAAAAGAGCCAAAAGCUGGAGCAGAGAUUAUCCUCAAAGGCAUUUCACACAAAACCAAGAUUUGCGAGCGCUCCACAUCUCCUCGAUGGGACGAAGCCUUUCAUUUUUUGGUUCGUGACCCCAGAGAUGAAACACUCACAGUUAAGCUGUCCCACAGCUGGGGCCAGGCCCUUGGGUCCUUGACACUUCCUCUCAGGGAGGUGCUGGCUGAGCCGGGCUUGGUGCUCGACCGCUGGCUCAGUCUGGAUGGCGCUCUUCCAGAGAGCCAGAUCCUACUGAGGGCCACACUCAAGAUCUUGGACACUCAGCAGGCAGUGUGUCGUAGGGCUCCAGGGGAAGCAGGUAAUGAUGCCAGCGAAGAGGACGUCAUCCCCAGAUGGGUUCCAUCCCACCUAGACAUCAGACACAGAGGUGGAUUCUCCAUAGCCAGUGACAAUGCAAACGCAGUAGGCCAGGUGAAGCUCACUGUGGGCUACUCCACAGAGGAGAGCAGGCUUUUCAUCACUGUGCAUUCCUGCAGAGCUCUGGCAGCCUGCUCCAAGGACGGUGCAGAUCCUUAUGUUACCUUCAUCCUGCUGCCUGACAAGAAGGCUACAACCAAGAGGAGAACGGCCACCAAGAAGAGAGACCUCAACCCAGAAUUCAACGAAAGGUUUGACUUUGACUUCUCGCUCGAGGAGUCCUUGCAGAGAAGACUGGACCUCUCUGUGAAGAACAAUGUCUCCUUCAUGAGCAGAGAGCGGGAGCUCAUCGGCAAGUUGCAGCUGGACCUGGACCAAAUAGACCUUACGGCUGGUGUCACACAAUGGUACGAUUUGGUUGCAGAGACCAACUAGAAGAAUCUACGCUUGAUCUUCGGUACUAUAUAAAAAUAAGUGUUGCUUCUGUGAUCUGUGAUCUGUGAUUUGUGUGUUUGUAUAUUCAGCUUAAAUAAAAAUUUCCACCGUCA
Molecule: messenger RNA, 3621 nt
Organism: Toxotes jaculatrix (banded archerfish)
Lineage: Eukaryota; Metazoa; Chordata; Actinopteri; Toxotidae
Gene: esyt1a
Product: extended synaptotagmin-like protein 1a
Exons: 31
Coding region: 257-3508 (1083 amino acids)
Biological process (GO): lipid transport
Molecular function (GO): lipid binding
Source: RefSeq, a predicted model, not a curated record